AUGACCAACAUGAGCUGGAGCUUCCUGACGCGGCUGCUGGAGGAGAUCCACAACCAUUCCACCUUCGUGGGCAAGGUGUGGCUCACCGUGCUGAUCGUGUUUCGCAUCGUGCUCACGGCGGUGGGCGGGGAGUCCAUCUACUCGGAUGAGCAGAGCAAGUUCACGUGUAACACACGGCAGCCGGGCUGCGACAACGUGUGCUACGACGCCUUCGCCCCGCUGUCGCACGUGCGUUUCUGGGUCUUCCAGAUUGUAGUCAUCUCCACGCCCUCUGUCAUGUACCUGGGUUACGCCAUCCACCGCCUGGCGCGGGCUUCCGAGGAGGAGCGACGCCGCGCGCUCCGUCGCCGCCACAACCGCUUGCCGGGCCCCCGCCGGCCGCCCCCGCUGCCCCACGCCGGCUGGCCCGAGCCCUCGGAUCUGGGCGAGGAGGAGCCCAUGCUGGCCCUGGGCGAGGAGGACGAGCUGGAGGCGGCUGAGGGCCUGGGCGAGGAGGAGGACGAGGAGGCGGCCAUGGCCACCAAGGGGGCCAGUGUGGAAGGCAAGACUGCCGCGGGGACCCCGGGCCCGGCCGCCAAGCACGACGGGCGGCGGCGCAUUCAGCGCGAGGGCCUGAUGCGCGCGUACGUGGCGCAGCUGCUGGCGCGAGCCGUCUUCGAGGUGGCCUUCCUGGUGGGCCAGUACCUGCUGUACGGCUUCGAGGUGCAGCCCUUCUUCCAAUGCAGCCGCCAGCCUUGUCCGCACAUGGUCGACUGCUUCGUGUCGCGGCCCACGGAGAAGACGGUCUUCCUGCUGGUCAUGUAUGUGGUCAGCUGCCUGUGCCUGCUGCUCAACCUGUGCGAGAUGGCGCACCUGGGGCUGGGCAGCGCCGCCGCCGCGAGGGGCGCGCCCCGGGCCUCCGGCAUGGCUGCCUCCUCCCGGACCGGCAGCGCCACCUCUGGGGGCACUGUCGGGGAGCCUGGCCGCCCCGGCGUAGCCCCUGAGCGUCAAGGCGCCAAGCCUAAAGCCGGAUCAGAGCCCGGCAGCGCCAGCAGCAGGGAUGGGAAGACCACUGUGUGGAUCUGA
This is a messenger RNA of Elephantulus edwardii (Cape elephant shrew), 1065 nucleotides long. RefSeq names its product gap junction protein, gamma 2, 47kDa (gene GJC2). Lineage: Eukaryota; Metazoa; Chordata; Mammalia; Macroscelidea; Macroscelididae. Gene Ontology annotation, cellular component: connexin complex. Bases 1 to 1065 code for a protein of 354 amino acids. The record is from RefSeq and is a predicted model, not a curated record. The transcript is spliced from 2 exons. Gene Ontology annotation, biological process: cell communication.